CUGCCGUCGGGACGGGGUCUCUGCCCCUCCCCAGGGGCGGCGGUCCAGUGACGUCACCGCCUCUUUAAGACCCCCGCUUCCGCCCCAUGCCCACAUUCGUCCUAGGAAUUUCCCUACCGUCCUCGGCAGUGCAGUGCAGCCCCGUCACCUUCGUCAUGGCCUCUGCUGGGCUGCAGAUCCUGGGAGUUGUCCUGACUCUGCUGGGCUGGGUGAAUGCCCUGGUGUCCUGCGCCCUGCCCAUGUGGAAGGUGACCGCCUUCAUCGGCAACAGCAUCGUGGUUGCCCAGGUGGUGUGGGAGGGGCUGUGGAUGUCCUGCGUGGUGCAGAGCACCGGCCAGAUGCAGUGCAAGGUGUACGACUCGAUGCUGGCGCUGCCCCAGGACCUGCAGGCCGCCCGUGCCCUCUGCGUCAUCGCCCUCCUUGUGGCCCUGCUUGGCCUGCUGGUCUACCUUGCUGGGGCCAAGUGUACCACCUGUGUGGAGGACAAGGAUUCCAAGGCCCGCCUGGUGCUCACCUCUGGGAUCAUCUUUGUCAUCUCAGGGGUCCUGAUCCUGGUCCCCAUCUGCUGGACAGCCAACGCCAUCAUCCAAAACUUCUACAAUCCCCUGGUGGCUGAUGCCCAAAAACGGGAGCUGGGUGCCUCCCUCUACCUGGGCUGGGCAGCCUCGGGCCUCUUGUUCCUGGGUGGGGGGCUGCUGUGCUGCACUUGCCCCUCAGGGGGGUCCCGGGGCCCCAGCCAAUACAUGGCUCGCUACUCGGCAUCUGCCCCUGCCACCUCUCGGGGGCCCUCCGAGUACCCCACCAAGAAUUAUGUCUGAUGUGGGUAGGAGAAUGAGGGCUCCACUGGAGCCUUCGCCCCUGAGCUGGGACCAUCAAAGGAUGGCGAUGCCCAACAGCUUUGGGGUAGGUUCUUAUCUUUUGUUUCUGUUUUUUGCUGUUUUUAUUUUUGGGGGGUAUUUUUAAAAUCCAUUUGGUAACUGAAUCAAGAUGACUCAGACUCACAUGGCCACCUGGGCUCUGCUUUUGGCAUUUCUCACUUUUGGAUGAUGGAGCCAAAAAGGUGAUGCUUUGAGUUUCUGGAUCUUUCUCCACCAUGGACAUACCUAUCUUGGAAGCCAACCUGGAGCUGUAGAACCAGUAUAAAGGCUGCUUGCUGUGCUGGCCUUUGUGACAAAAGGGACUGUCCCUAAGAGUUCCUGCUGCUGCUGGGGGCUGGGCUUCCCUAGACUUAAAGGGACAGCCACGCCCUUCCUGGUCAGGCCUCUGGAAACCCCAGGGGCCCUUGAGCCCUUCUUCUCAGCCCUGGAAGAGCAGGUGAUAAGAACCAAAGAACGACCCACCUUCAGAUCUUCUGACCUCUGGCUCCUCCUUCCUGUUACCACCCCUCUCCCUGGGUCAGGUCCCAGCUAGGCUGUAGACGUCCCCCUUCCCCCAACACUUCUGCCCUGCGCACCACACUCACAAGUCUUUACUAAA
Microcebus murinus (gray mouse lemur) is the source of this 1476-nucleotide messenger RNA. It is a transcript of the gene CLDN6, whose product is annotated as claudin 6. Lineage: Eukaryota; Metazoa; Chordata; Mammalia; Primates; Cheirogaleidae. Gene Ontology annotation, molecular function: structural molecule activity. The record is from RefSeq and is a predicted model, not a curated record. Gene Ontology annotation, cellular component: bicellular tight junction; membrane.